AAAAAAAUUAAAAGCAGUUCAGCUUCUUCCCCAGACUUUCUCUCAUUUUCUCUUCACAAUCUGUCUUAAAAAUCAUAACUUUGGCUGGAAAAUUAAUAUUCUGCUUCACAAAGCACGCAUUUUGAUUUUUCCAGUUUGAGGGUUUUGACUUUUCCCAAAUUUUCCCCCAAUCCAAACAUCCAUAUCCCACCUCUUUUUUUCCUUACCUUCAAAUGCAUCAUUUUCUUAUCAACUUGUCUCUGUAAUGACUCUCUCUCCAUCGCUGAAUCAUCUCCUUAUCACCAUUCUGUACACCCUCUCAAUCCUCAUCGUAAACCCUAGCUCCAUUCUCGCCGGAGAAGAUUCUUUCGCCGUCGACGACAUCUUCUACCAGGACUACUCCCCGCCGGCACCACCGCCGCCACCGCCUCUCCCGCCCUCCGUUUCUUGCUCCGAGGAUCUCCACGGUAUUGGGUCUCUGGACACCACUUGUCAAUUAGUUUCCAAUUUGCAACUCACAGAUGAUGUGUAUAUAGAAGGGAAAGGCAAUUUCUAUAUAGGUUCUGGCGUGAGAUUGGAUUGUUUGGCUUCUGGGUGUUCAAUUACUGUUAACAUUAGUGGGAAUUUUAGUUUGGGCGAGAAUGCGUCGAUUGUGACCGGGGCAUUCGAGCUCUCGGCAUAUAAUUCAAGUCUUCACAAUGGGUCUGUGGUGAAUACCACGGCGUUAGCGGGGACCGCCCCGCCGCAGACUAGUGGGACACCUCAAGGGGUCGAUGGGGCGGGCGGGGGACAUGGGGGAAGGGGGGCGUGUUGUUUGGUUGACAAGAAGAAGCUUCCGGAGGAUGUUUGGGGCGGGGACGCGUACUCGUGGUCUAGUUUACAGAAGCCGGUGAGUUUUGGGAGCAAGGGGGGUACGACAACUAAGGAGGAAGAUUAUGGUGGCCACGGUGGUGGGCGGGUAAAGAUGGAGAUUGCAGGGUUUCUUGUGGUUGAUGGGAGUAUUUUGGCUGAUGGGGGUCAUGGGGGGAGCAAAGGUGGAGGUGGGUCUGGUGGCAGCAUCUACAUCAAGGCUUAUAAGAUGACAGGAAGUGGCAGGAUAAGUGCUUGUGGAGGUAAUGGUUUUGGUGGUGGUGGUGGAGGAAGAAUUUCUGUCGACGUUUUCAGUAGGCAUGAUGACCCAAAGAUCUUUGUUCAUGGAGGAAGUAGUUUUGGCUGCCCAGAAAACUCAGGUGCUGCUGGGACUUUUUAUGAUGCUGUUCCCCGAAGCCUUAUUGUUAGCAACAACAACAGGUCAACAGAUACAGACACCCUUCUUUUGGAGUUCCCUUAUCAACCGCUCUGGACAAAUGUUUAUGUUCGAGAUCAUGCCAAGGCUACUGUUCCUUUACUCUGGAGUCGUGUGCAGGUCCAAGGACAAAUCAGUCUGUACUGUGGUGGAGUGUUGAGCUUUGGGUUAGCACAUUAUGCUUUAUCAGAGUUUGAACUAUUGGCAGAAGAACUUUUAAUGAGUGACUCCAUAAUUAAGGUAUAUGGGGCUCUACGCAUGUCUGUAAAAAUGUUCCUGAUGUGGAAUUCCAAAUUACUUAUAGAUGGUGGAGGUGAUGCCAAUGUUGCAACAUCUUUGCUCGAGGCUAGCAAUUUGGUUGUUCUCAAGGAAUCAUCUGUUAUACACUCUAAUGCCAAUCUGGGAGUUCAUGGACAAGGUUUAUUAAAUUUAUCAGGACCAGGAGACUGGAUUGAAGCACAACGUCUGGUUCUGUCACUAUUUUACAGUAUCCAUGUUGGACCUGGAUCUGUAUUGCGUGGCCCCUUAGAAAAUGCAACAACAGAUGCUGUGACACCUAGGCUAUAUUGUGAACUUCAAGAUUGUCCCACUGAACUACUUCAUCCACCUGAAGAUUGCAAUGUGAACUCUUCACUGUCCUUCACCCUUCAGAUCUGUCGAGUUGAAGAUAUUACUGUUCAAGGCCUUAUAAAAGGGUCCGUUGUCCAUUUCCACAGGGCAAGAACUAUAGCUGUCCAAUCUUCUGGUAAAAUAAGCACAUCUAGGAUGGGCUGCACCGGUGGUGUGGGUAGAGGAAAAUUUUUAAGUUCUGGUCUUGGCAGUGGUGGUGGGCAUGGUGGUAAGGGUGGGGAUGGGUGUUACAAAGGCAGCUGUGUUGAGGGUGGUAUUUCAUAUGGAAAUGCUGAUCUGCCUUGCGAACUUGGUAGUGGUAGUGGUAGUGGAAAUGACACUUUAGAUGGUUCAACUGCUGGUGGUGGUGUCAUAGUAAUGGGUUCAUUGGAGCAUCCACUGUCAAGUUUGUCUAUUGAAGGUUCUGUUAAGGCUGAUGGAGAAAGUUCCAGAGAAAGUACAAGAAAUAAUUAUUAUUCUAUGAAUAAUGGUUCCAAUGUGAAUCCUGGGGGUGGCUCUGGUGGGACUAUUCUUUUGUUUUUACGUUCCCUUGCUCUUGGCGAGGCUGCUGUUCUUUCAAGCAUAGGAGGGCACGGCAGUCUCCAUGGUGGUGGUGGAGGAGGUGGUGGGAGGAUUCAUUUCCAUUGGUCAGACAUUCCCACAGGGGAUGUGUACCAACCCAUAGCUAGUGUAAAAGGAAGCAUCCACUCUAGGGGAGGGUUGGCUAGGGACCAGAGUGGUAUGGGGGAAAAUGGAACAGUGACUGGAAAAGCUUGCCCGAGAGGGCUUUAUGGAAUAUUUUGUGAGGAAUGUCCAGCUGGCACUUAUAAGAAUGUUACUGGAUCUGAUAGAUCCCUUUGUCGUCAUUGCCCAUAUCAUGAGCUUCCGCGUCGUGCUAUUUAUAUUUCUGUCCGAGGUGGUAUUGCCGAAACUCCUUGUCCUUACAAAUGCAUUUCAGACAGAUAUCACAUGCCACACUGUUAUACAGCUCUUGAAGAGUUGAUUUAUACAUUUGGUGGGCCUUGGUUAUUUUGUCUUCUUCUCUUGGGUGUCCUCAUCCUGUUAGCUCUUGUGCUUAGUGUUGCAAGAAUGAAAUUCGUUGGAGUUGAUGAAUCACCAGGCCCAGCCCCUACUCAACAUGGCUCUCAAAUAGAUCACUCCUUCCCUUUCUUGGAGUCUUUGAAUGAGGUUUUGGAAACAAACAGAGCUGAGGAGUCUCAGAGUCAUGUGCACAGAAUGUAUUUCAUGGGUCCUAAUACAUUUAGUGAACCUUGGCAUCUCCCUCACACCCCUCCAGAGCAAAUAAAAGAGAUUGUAUAUGAGGGAGCAUUCAAUGGAUUUGUUGAUGAGAUUAAUGCUAUAGCUGCUUAUCAGUGGUGGGAGGGAUCAAUGCAUAGCAUUCUUUCUAUUCUUGCAUAUCCCCUUGCAUGGUCAUGGCAGCAAUGGCGUCGGAGAAAAAAAUUGCAGCAAUUACGUGAAUUUGUGAGAUCAGGGUAUGACCAUGCUUGCUUGCGCUCUUGCCGCUCACGUGCUCUCUAUGAAGGGCUUAAGGUAGCUGCAACUUCUGAUCUGAUGUUAGCACAUGUGGACUUCUUUCUUGGUGGAGAUGAAAAGAGAACUGAUCUGCCUUUUCGUCUUCAGCAAAGAUUUCCAAUGUCCUUACCUUUUGGAGGUGAUGGAAGUUACAUGGCUCCUUUUUCACUUAACAGCGACAAUAUUCUUACUAGCCUCAUGAGUCAGGCGAUCCCACCAACUACUUGGUAUCGACUGGUGGCUGGUUUGAAUGCACAGUUGCGCUUAGUUCGUCGUGGACGCCUCAGAGUAACAUUUCGACCUGUCCUGAGAUGGCUUGAAACUCAUGCUAGUCCUGCUUUGAGGGUCCAUGGUGUACAAGUUGAUCUGGCUUGGUUUCAGUCUACGGCCUGUGGUUAUUGCCAGUAUGGACUUUUGGUAUAUGCUGUUGAAGAUGAAACUGAGUCUACACCUGUUGAUGGUGUUGACGGAGCAAUACAAAAUGAGCAUCAGUCACGUUUGAACAGGGAUUUUGGAGCAGCGAUGCUUUUAAGUGGAGCCCGGAGAAGCACUGAAAGUUUAAUGAAGCGAAAAAAGCCUUAUGGGUAUAUUUUAGAUACUAACAGCUUACACAUGCUUGAAGAGAAGAAAGAUAUAUUUUAUCCCUUGUCUUUUAUCAUUCACAACACCAAACCUGUUGGCCAGCAUGACCUCGUUGGAUUGGUCAUCUCAAUGCUACUUCUAGCAGAUAUUAGCUUAGUAUUACUUACUUUGCUCCAGUUAUAUUCAAUUUCAUUGGCAGACGUUUUUCUUGUUCUGUUUGUUCUCCCGCUUGGCAUUCUACUCCCCUUCCCUGCUGGAAUCAACGCCCUAUUCAGUCAUGGACCUAGACGCUCAGCGGGCCUGGCUCGUGUCUACGCUUUGUGGAACAUUACAUCCUUGAUUAAUGUUAUGGUUGCAUUCAUUUGUGGAUAUGUUCACUAUAACACCCAGUCACCCAGUAAAAAGCUCCCGAACUUUCAGCCAUGGAAUAUUAACAUGGAUGAUAGUGAAUGGUGGAUUAUACCAACCGGGCUCGUGGUUUGUAAAUUCAUCCAGUCCCGGCUCAUCAACUGGCAUAUUGCAAAUCUGGAGAUUCAAGAUCGCUCACUGUAUAGUAACGACUUCGAGCUGUUCUGGCAAUCAUGAUAAAAAGUUUUUUCUCAAUUUAUCAACCCAGAUACCUACUCCUACAUUAACGAUCCCGUCAUCUUUUUCUUCCUUCUCAUAUGUUUUCCCUUUUGUAUGUUUUGUUCCAAAGUAGGAGAGUGACUGACACAGAAGCACAGAAAGAGAACAGGGAAAAAAAACCCCCAAAAAAGAAAAAAAAGAAAAGAAAAGAAAAGAAGGAAAAGAAAAUUAGAGUGAGAGAGCAUUAUUGAUUGAUGAGAUGUAAUCUUUUUUGAUCCAUGCAAUGUGCAGUAAGAGUUGUUUCCUCUAAUGUAAAUACUGUGGUAUAUUAACAUACCACUCUUUUAUGUUUUCCAGAUUUCAGUUAGUUUUUGUUUACCCUUGCUGCUCUCUCUAACGUUAAUAAUACAAAUGACCAUGUUCUUAUGUAUGAGAAUGCAGGUUGGUUUGGUUA
Vitis vinifera (wine grape) is the source of this 5009-nucleotide messenger RNA. RefSeq lists its product as uncharacterized. NCBI's taxonomy places the organism in Eukaryota, Viridiplantae, Streptophyta, Magnoliopsida, Vitales, Vitaceae. The record is from RefSeq and is a predicted model, not a curated record. The transcript has 22 exons. Bases 245 to 4573 code for a protein of 1442 amino acids.